AUGUCGGAAGCACAUUCUUCGGAUAUAUCUACUCAUUUUUACAAAUUGGGUAAUUUAGGAGUAGUCAAUUAUUACAUAUACCUGUCGACUACUAAUAAUGACCAAUCAUUACUUGAGUUAGAACUUAAGAUUCGAUAUGAUAAUCCCAAAAUUUUAAUUACCUACUAUAAUAAGAGUCUUUACUAUUUUACAUUUGGUGAAGAAAAUAAUAAUAAUAAUAAUAAUAAUAAUAAUAAUAAUAAUAAUAAUAAUAAUAAUGAUAAUAAUACUAAUAAUGAAAAUGAAAAUGAACAUGAAAAUGAAAAUGAACAUGCAAAUGAACAUGCAAAUAAUACUAAACCUAAUUUGGAUCUAGAAAAGGAAUAUUCAUCUUUACAAUUAAAACAUUCUAAUACAGUAACGGCUGAAAGUUUAUCAUAUCCACCAAAGACAUCAAGUGUAUCAGAAAUUAAUGAUGAAUUUUUACCAUUUGCCAAUAUAAGCUUUUUAAAAGCAGUUAAAAAGAUGAUAGUAUUUAAUUUAUCAUGUAAGGGAAUAAUUCAUACAUUUGGAAAUCAUUGUGUAUUAAUAACUGAAAAUAAUCGAUAUUCUUUACUAUACAUUGAUCCAAUAUUAUUACCCAAGGGUGAUCUUUUACUUUCAAUAAUUGAAAAGGAAUCUACAAGUUUAUUUAAAUCUCAACAAAUUGAAAAUUUAGAUUCACCAAUAGAUACAAAUUUUGUCAUAUAUUUAAUUCCCAGUGGUAUAAGGUGUCAUUUAUUUGAUCCAACUAAUUUGGCUAAGAAUUUCUCUCAUAAGAAAGCUGUUGAUAAUGAUAAUUUACUUCAUUUAUUAAAGCUUUGUAUUGGUUAUAAUUCUGAACCAGUAGCAUGGAUUAAAUUAGUACCUAAUUUAAAACAUUUAAACAAUCAAACUUCUCAAAUUUCAAAAUUUAUUCAUAAUGUAGAUAAUAGAAAAUUCAUCUUAUGGCCAUGGGAUUUAUGUUUAUUACAAUUUGGUAAACAUGAAAAAUUAUCUUAUGAUAUAACAACUCAACUGUAUCAAAAUUCACUCGAUCCUAUGUCACUUAUUUCCGAUCUUAUAGAUUUCAACAUAUCUAAAAAUCAAGCUACUCAAACUCAGUCUGGAUCUCAAAUUCAAUCCCAUCCUUAUAGUAUAUCUAGUGUUGCAUCAUCUAUAGGUGGUAUAGGAUCAGUUGAACCAAGUACUAUAUUGGAACAAGACCCUCAUAAAGAUAUUAUGGAGAUUCAUGAUAUAACAACACCAAUGGUUAGUGAUAUAUUCUCAUUAGCCAAUCCAGAUGCAACAUUUGUAGGUAAAGAUAUCUCGGAUAUAAAUCCUAUUGUUGAUACAACUACUACUUCUAUGGUAGCUAAUCAAUCAGAAACUCAAGCACCUGAAGUAGAAGAAGAUAUGGAAAUUGAUGAUUUGUUUGGAGAUGAAGCGAGUGAUGAUGAUAUGGAUGACUUAUUUGAUUCCAAAAAUGAUAAUGAAAAUGAAAAUGACAAUGAGAAUGAUAAUGACAACAACGGUAAUGAAAAUGACAAUGACAAUGAUAAUAAUGAGUUACUUUCUACUGAUCUGAAGGGUGAUGUAAUGAAUAUAUCACCCGAUAAUAAGUCAACUGGUUCUGGAAAUAGAAAUAAAUUUGUAUCUUACUUAGAUAUUCCUAAAGAUCAAAUGACUAUUAAACGUCUAUCUACUCCUGAUUAUGAUGAUCCAGGUGCUCCAUUACCAAUCAUUCCUACACCCAUAAUCACACAAACAGGAUCUUCAUAUCCUACUAAUCCUCCAAGUUCUUUACCAACUAAUGUAGAUUAUAAUGAAGAUAAUAAAAUUCAAGGAGGUUCCCAUUCACAAGUAAUUCAACAAAAAUCAGUAUUUUCACCAAUAUUAUUUAAUCCAAUUAUCAAAAGUAAUAUUGAUACAAAAUAUGGUAAAGGAGGGAAAUUCUAUGUUGAGAAAGAAUCUUCAAUUGAUCCUGAAUCUGAAAAGAAACCAUUUGUUGCAAGAGCUACGAGUGUAAGUGGAUAUGAUCAACCAUCAAAGAAAGAAGUUGAAAGUUUGAAAUUAACUCAUGAUAUUCAAGUUGAAGAUGCAUUAUUAGAAUCAGAUGAAUCUUAUACAUCGGAAGAAAGUGAUGAAGAUGUAGUUCUUGAUGAAAUCUCUAAAUCUCCUCCAUUAAAGUUGAAUACUAUGAAUGAAUCAUUUGCAAAUAAAAGUAUAAUUGGUAAUGGGAAUGGGAAUGGGAAUGGGAAUGGGAAUGAUAAACAACUGUUUGGAUUAAGUAAUUUCAAUACUGGAGGCUUUGCAUCUCCAAAUGCUAGUGGUAUUAAUCGACUUGCAUCAAUUAAAGUUGAAUCACCAUUUGCAACUGAUUUACAUUCAGCUAUAUCUCCUAUGGAUUAUGAAAAACCCAAUACUAAUCAACUUCAACAACAAUUUAAUACUUCAACUUUUGAUACUAAUUCAAGACGAGUUAGUUCAGCUGAUGAAUCUCAAAAGAGUGUUAGUGAAUCUUCUAAUUAUUUACCAUUAAUUCUAAGAAAUAUUAAUGUAACCACUGUUCCUACUACAUUUUUUGUAAAUAAUUUGGUGUCAAAGAAUAUAUUAACUAAUUUUACUAUUAAUGAUGAUGAAAUAGAUAAUGAUUUAGAAGCUGUUCAUGAAAAUGAAAUGAUUGCUAAUUUGGCUCAUCUUAAUGAAUUAUUAGAAAUUUUAGUUCCAAAUUUAGUAUUUGAUUUAAAUCAAAGUCGUCCAACAAUGCCUAUUAAAUAUUAUGUUGAUGAAUCAAUUCCUGAAUUACAAAUUUAUGAAAAUGAAAAACAAAUAAUUGAAUAUAAAUUUGCCAAUUCAAACUUUGAAUCUAAAUUUUUUGAAAUCUUUCCUCGUUCAUAUAGAGUUCAUUUAUCGGAAUUUUUAUAUGAUUAUAAGGAAUUAGAAAAAUCAGAUGAAUUAGAUGGUCAACUUGACUUUUUAGAUGGUAUAACUAAUGAUGAUAUGGAUAUUCUUAAUCCCAAAUCUCAAUAUAAGAAAUUAAAGACUUUAGAAUGGAAUGGAAUAAUUGAUGAAAUUAAUUCUAAAGUAAAUUUUGAAAAGUAUAAAUUAAUAGUUGAUAAACUUAAUAAUGAUCUAGUUAAAAAUGAAGAAUUUUAUUUUAAACUUCCUCAAAGUAAAACUAGAGUAUUAAAAAAUAAUAAUAUAGUUAAUUUGAAUAGUUUAGGACUUAAUUUUUGGAAAUAUCUUGAUUUUAGUCCUAUUAAAUCAGAGAAGAACUUUCAAAUCUUAUUAAUUGCAGAACAUAAUGGAGAUAGUUCAUUUAUUGAUUCAUUUUUGAAUUCUAUUAUUCAUAAUUAUAGAGAAUGUAAUUUUGGAACUAUUACUAAAGCCAAUUUAUCAACGGUUGAAACAAGACCUGAUUUAGAAAGUAUUACUAAUGGUGUAUUAUUACUUAAUAAAGAAAAUGAAUAUUCAUAUAAUGAUAUAUAUUCUCAACUCAAUAAAAAAUUAAUAUCAUUAGUUGAACUUAUAAAAUUGGAUUUGAUUAAUAAAACCAAUAAUUUUGAAUUUGAUAGACCAUUACUCCUAUUGUUUGUCAACUUCAAUAAAAAGAUGAAUUCAUUAUUACAAGUUUCUAAAAUACUUCGAAAUUUUAAAGUUGCUUUAGCCAAUCAUCAAUUACCUCUUGUUCGAGUAUUUACUAAAAUCAUAUCGGGAGAUUUUUUGGUGAAAAGAUUGAAUAAACAAUAUAGAUUAAAGAUUUUAUCGAAUUUCAAAUUAUCUAAAUUAUCCAUGAAUUUAUAUAAUCAAUGUCCAAAUGAUCUGAUUAAUAAAGAAAUAGUUAAUAAUACUUAUACUACCUUGGUUAAAGAAGCUCCAUCUAAAAUUCAAUUUAAAUUUAUUAAUGCAAAUUUCAAAGAUAGUAACUUUAAUGAUGAUAUUUUUUUACAUCUUGCUUAUGAAAGAUCAUUAGAUAAAAAUUGGUUUGUGGUUGCAUGGUCUGAUCCUUUGGGUAUAGUAAGUUAUAGUAAAGCAUGGUAUUGUGCUAAUUCAUCAGAACAACCUCAUAAAUCAGAAGGUGGAAUUCAUGAUGUUGCUAGUAUUUGUGAUGAUAUUUGGGCUAAAUCAAAUGAACUCUUUAAAAAAUUAAAUAAUGAAUUUAUUAAUAAGUCCAGUAGUUUAGGUGGAAAGAAAUUUUUAGUAUUAACAAGAAUUAAUAGCGUAAUUCCGGAUGAUGAAUUAGUUCAUUGGAAAAGAUUAAGUGUUAAACAUAAAGAUAUUUCAUUAAUAGUUUUAUCGGUGAAUAGUUCACCUAAAUUAGUUUUCCACAAUGAAAAUGAAUUGAAUAAGGAUGAUAUAAAUAAUUCAAAUUCAAAUUCUAAUUCAUCUACUUCUAAUGUCAAUACCAAUAUCAUUCCUUCAACUCCUAGUACUUCUAAUAAUGGAUCUCCAUUAACUGGUCAAAGUAAUUUGGUUACUUCACCAAGUGGUUUAUCAUUCCAUUCACCACAACAAUUCCUUAAUGCUCCAGGUAAUUUCCUUUCACCUCUGGAGUUAUUACCAUCCAAUAGAGGUCCAAAUGGUGCAAAACUCAAUGAUUCUGAUUAUUUCUUACAAGAAUCAGGUACAGAUAUUGUAGGAAUUGUCCCUCAAGUAUGUUUACCUUGUUUUAAUUCUCCUACUAGAUUAGGUAUAAAAGUGGGGUAUUUAUUGAAGGAAAUAAAUAGUCGACUUCAAUCUACAUCAGGAGAUUAUUUAACAUUUGAUGUUAGUUUACUUAGUUGUUCUAAUUAUUGGGAUUUAGAUGUUUUGAUGAAAUUACUUUUAAAUCACUAUAAAAAGCUUAUAACUUUGAAUGAUAUACUUGGAUUAAGACGUAUUGAGGGCUCAAUUGAACGUAAUGAAUCUAUUGAUGUUAGAGAAGAACUUGAGUAUGAAUUAGCAGGAUUGGUUCCUUGGCAUAUUGCAGCAGUUGGUAAAGUGCUUGAUUUUUUGGUGCACGUAUAUGUAGAAGAAUAA
Molecule: messenger RNA, 5019 nt
Organism: Scheffersomyces amazonensis
Lineage: Eukaryota; Fungi; Ascomycota; Pichiomycetes; Serinales; Debaryomycetaceae
Gene: SRB9
Product: Srb9p
Exons: 4
Coding region: 1-5019 (1672 amino acids)
Biological process (GO): positive regulation of transcription by RNA polymerase II
Cellular component (GO): mediator complex
Molecular function (GO): transcription coactivator activity
Source: RefSeq, a predicted model, not a curated record